Messenger RNA from Bactrocera latifrons, 982 nucleotides. RefSeq lists its product as uncharacterized. Bases 252 to 617 code for a protein of 121 amino acids. The transcript is spliced from 2 exons. Lineage: Eukaryota; Metazoa; Arthropoda; Insecta; Diptera; Tephritidae. The record is from RefSeq and is a predicted model, not a curated record.
CUCAACGUAAACAGAUCAACAAGCAAAACUAUAAAGUCAAAGUUAGCAGAAAGCUAAAGCAAAUUUAUACAGCGCAGAAAAGUAAAUGAAAUUGUGUGUUUAAAAAAAAUUACUUUCUUGCUGAAACAAAUCUUUUGAAUUGCAAAAUUAUAAAAAACUUUGUUAAAUUGAGUGCAAAAACAGCAUUUGUUAUAAAAAAUAAUAAAAUAUUUUUUACAAAAUCCACAAGCAAUUAUAUUCAACAACAAAAAAUGUGCUCACUAAAAGUGUGUUUAAUCUUCGUCGCGGCAGUUAUUGCUGUCAGCUGCAUAAGCAGUACAAAUGCUGCCGUAUUCACACAACCCGCUGCCUUCCAUCCUGCGCAUCGUGGCAAGUGCUUCGACAAGAUCACCCGUCGUGCUAUGCUGCCGAACAAGGAGUACAAGCCGAAAGGCAUUUGCGCCGUCAUGACAUGCGACAUACACAGACAGACGAUCAAUAUUGAGACCUGCCCGUACGUGGAGAUGCCCGGCUGUGAAGAGUUACCCAGCGAUCCCAAUUGGGCGUUCCCCAAGUGCUGUGCGCAAUUCAAGUGCACGGACUUCAAGACCGGCAAGGAGUUCAUUGUGUCGGCGUAGAGGCCAUUAAGCUGCGCUGAGCGGAACAAUAAAUAAAUGAAAAUAAUAAUGAUAAGAAUACUCAAGUGCCGCAUGCCACGCGUUGAAGGCCGCGAAGGAAGUGUUGGGUGCAGUAUGGCAGUACGAACGGCGGACGUGAGACGGGAGGCGUGUGUGUGCGCGUGUGGCGCGAAAACGUGAUUUUAUGCUUUUACUUACCAUUACUACCUUUAACUACUAUUAUAACUACAAAAUACUAUUUUUAAUUGUGUGAAUCGUCUACGAAGUGUGAUAAAGCUCUAGCUUUAAUUAUGUUAUUCUAUAUUUUUUGUUAUUACUCAACUGUCUCACUCAUUAAAAACUUCAUUAGUAUGUAAGAUUAUUUA